UUUCGACAUCAAAUUUUUUAGGUUCGAGCAGUUUACCCUUCCAACUUCCUACCGGUUGACAUAUUUUUAGAUACACCCAGUUUUCAAUUCCUAAAUCCAAACCCAAAUGCUUAGCGUUCAAAACAGUGAGACUUGAGCUUUGUCCCAGAUCAAUCAAAAAAGGAGCCUGUUUUUCUCAAAAUCCGUGGCUGAUUUUCCCCAAGUGGGUGGCUGAUUUUCCCAAAGUCGGUGGCUGACUUUCCCAAAGCCGGUGGCAUUUUCUUAAAGACGGAACCAGGUUCUAUCCGUAUAGCGUUUCUGCACAACAGAGGCAGGUUUUUCUCAUUUCCGCGGCGAGGUGAUGCUUCUCACGAACCAAACUGUCCUCAAACCAAAUAUGGUUUUACCACCAUCGGCGGCAUUUUCCCCAACAACCUUAAACCCAAUUUUGAAUACAUCGACCUCUUCUUGUUUCAGGCAGGAUAAUAUGACAUUUUGUGUUUUUUCUUCCUGUGAGUGCGCUUGCUCUUUGUCAUGCUUGCUGAGAUUUGGUUAGCGUCACCUGUUUCGCACUUGCGUGCUUCCAUGCUCUUCCGCUGGUGUUUUCUUUCUGCGCUGUCCAGAUUGGAUGACAAAUUUGAGCCACGGGAACGAGAUAGAGCACCUUGACAAACUUCAUGCAUGAUGGAAUUGGGAAGCACUCUGGUUCAGACAGGAUUUUGGACUAGAACAAACCUUUCAAGCUCAGGAGAGUUGAUACAUUGAGUGUCAACCAUGUUUUUGUCACCUCUGUCCUAGAAAAGUUUAAGGGUAGGAACAUUCCUUUUCGAAGCCAUGGCCCGCCAACGAGCUGGUCAAUCACGCUUCAAACUGUUAGUUGCUAUUGUGAUUGUCGUGCUGUGCUUCUUGCACCUGCCAAUCAACGGCUCGCAAACUCUAGCAGUACCAGGUUCAGGCAGAGAAACUACUAGAGCAAGCCUAGAGAAGUUGACAGUGAGAAAACUGAAGACAAAGCUGCGCGAGAAGGGUUUGAAGGUGUCAGGGCGAAAAGCAGACCUUGUGGAGCGGCUGGUGAAAUACACGGCAAUGGAGUCAAUGGAGAUAAAGAGGGUGAGAAGUGGCAAACGUGAGAUUCCAGAAGCACUGAAACUCGCUGACCCUGCUACCGAUGUCUUCAUCCCUUUGGACGAAACAGUUCAACAGCUUGAAGCUCUGUUGCAAAAGAAGAGGGUUGUUUUCAUUCGUGCUGGUGUGGCUAGCGGCAAGUCUACGUUAGCAAAAUAUCUCUGUACAGUACAACCAUCCAAGUAUUUGCAAGUCGUUGCCCCUGGGAAUGCAACCUCUCAGCACUGGCAGAGAAGGUUCAGGGCAGCUUUGGAGAACGAGCCUGCCGCUCCUGAUGUAGCGAAACGAAGCAUCGAAGAUGCAGUCAAAUAUGUACAUGACAAUGAUCGGGUGCUGGUCUUUGAUGAGUGCCACUUGCUCUUCAGUUGUCCGGACUUCUUAAACAUGUUCUUGAAACCUGGACACCUACUGCAGCCUCCCAUGAUGUUGUUGCUAUCAGCUGCAUCUGAAGCUGUGGACAUGCAUGGAGCUAUCUCACAAACACCUGCGGAAAUUACUGGAAAAUACAUGUGGACGCCCCCAAUUCCACAUGCCAAAGCUCUUGUUAAUCAACUUGCCCAGGCUGAUGUGUAUUUGUCUGAAACAGCCAUUGAUUUCUUUAUGAACCUUUGUGACACAGAGGUAUUUUCAUGAGAGCCAUGGAAUGGGUGCAGGAAAAGCAGAGCAGGAACAGCGCUCCGUGGAAUUUGACUCGCGCCCUUGGGGAGGCUAGCCUAGCAUGGGACACAGAGAAUUGGAUUCAUGCCCCAGAUGAUAGCUUGAUGAGGAAACUUCAGGCUAGUCGGGCCAUUCGUGUGAACGGGCGUUUUGCAAGCUUGGAGAACGUACCAGAACAAUUUAUGAAAGUCUUGUGCGAGGGUCCAACUGAUGAUAUCGCAAUAUCUCUCCGCCGCGAGCUCACAAUUUGUGGUUUUGUACUUCCUGCUCAAGACAAGAUGGAGGCGGAGCAAAAUGAGUUUCAGCGACUGGAUUGGGCAGACGUGGGGAGAAAGUAUUGCGUCGCCAAUUACCUGAUGGCUUCCUAUUACCGCUCAGUGCUUGCAGUCAAGCGGCAGCUGACAGUGGAUGUAGACAGAAACCCAGUUUCUUGCACAGAUCUGCUUUUGCGAGCGCUGCCAUAUUUGCUUUUUGCAGAUGUGGUGGUGGCCACAAUAGGGAAAGAUAAUGUUCUACCUGAUGUUUCACAAGAGCAGCUCCCAUUUGAGGUUCAUUACACCUUUGCUUUAAUUCGCGUGUUGAAGCGCUUGGGAUUUCGAACCGUAAGUAGUUUGGAGAGCCCACGUAUGGGGAAGGUUGACAUCUAUUGUACAAUACCGGACGGUUCAACUUUCGCCAUUGAAGCGGUCAUGGCUGCCCGCAGAGCAGCUGAAAUUAAAAAACAUCGAAAUCGCUUUAAGAAUGUGUCGAAGACAAACUACGCAAGUGCCAAGCACAAGUGUUUGCUAAUCAUUGGAAGGAAGGGCCACCAAUUGAGAAAACUUGUGCAAGACACGUGGGGUGGUAUAGAGGGUAUAGAGAUUGUUGGACUUGCUGCCAAUUCAGCACACACCGGCUACCAUGUCUAUGUCAAGCAGCAAGAGCAGCAAGGUAAGGAAGUCUUGGACUUCUACAUCCCAUGUGAUGGAGUUGCAAGGAGCUUUUCCUUCAAGGAUGAAGAACCAUUCUUUGAGAUCAGUUCUGCCCAGAAGUUCAAAUCCAUUCAGCCAGGCCCCGCCACUGGAACCUAGACCAAAGCCGUUUGGGUGAGGCAAUUGCAGAAGGACGGUGAUACAUUCGAGCAGAUUGGCAACCCGUUCAAAGUCACCGGAGAGCUGGCAGACGUGGAUGACCUUAAGAAAGCAAUUAAGGCAGAGAAGCCGAACAAAGUGAAGUGUGACGCAGAUGAAAUUGAUAUUUUUAGCCAACAGGAUGGAAGUUGGAUUAGAGAAGAAAAGAUGUCGGCAAGCCUUCGCGACACGGAUGAGACAGAUUGCUAUGGCUUCACAUUGCCAUCAGCGUGAGUGCUUUUCUCAGCAGCGUUACGCCUAGCGUUCCACUUGUCUUGCCCUUCUGUGGCUGAGGUGAAGCCAAUUGAGAGCAAGGG
Messenger RNA from Durusdinium trenchii, 3187 nucleotides. The record is from the annotation of a GenBank genome assembly. NCBI's taxonomy places the organism in Eukaryota, Dinophyceae, Suessiales, Symbiodiniaceae.